Molecule: messenger RNA, 4749 nt
Organism: Volvox carteri f. nagariensis
Lineage: Eukaryota; Viridiplantae; Chlorophyta; Chlorophyceae; Chlamydomonadales; Volvocaceae
Exons: 6
Coding region: 694-4749 (1351 amino acids)
Source: RefSeq, a predicted model, not a curated record
UCGCAGAGGAGACGGAAACGGCGACUGCGUGAUUCCAUGGAGGGGGGACGUGAUUCGCAAGGGAAGGGGAGUGAGCAGGGGACGAGAGGCGGGAGGGGAAGGAGCGGCGAGAUAGAGGCGGGGGAGGAGGGCAAAAGAGGGGUAGGGGUGGUGGUGGAGAUCCUUUAGGAGUGGACGGAUGGGACGAGAGCUUCGUGAGCUGUUGGAUAUGAAAGAGGUGGUCCUCAUCCUCACUGCCUACUGGGGGAAUGUGUAUGUUUAUGAGGGGCACGAAACACCGCUCGUAUGUGAUGCGUCUUCUGCGUCUGCUUCUGGUUGGUAAAUCGGGCUGCACACGCGAAUCCUCCAAAUUACGGCAGCUGCAUGUAUGAUGCAUGUAUGAUUACAACUGGGCACGCGCCUGAUCGCGUGUACGGGUUGUGAGAGGGUAUCAGAAGUGCGUGGAUAGCCUGUUACAGCGUGGAGAGUUUAUGUCUUGACGAUGCCGGAACAAGAAUCCAAGAGCGCUUACAAGCUCGUAUGUACGUACACCCCUGCGGCGUAGGCGCUAGGCUUACCACACAUGACACCUCAUGACAAUUGCAAAAUUUGUAAACCCAUUUACUACGAACGCAGCGGGUUGUACCGACCGAAAUUGCCCAUUUUGCAGCCAUCAAAUCAAACCGCAAAGAUUUGCAAGAUGCGUCGAGUAAAAUGAGAUUGCAAAGCGAGGUGCAGCGAGCGCAGCACCUGUUCUGUGUAAGUGCUCAGCAGAGGCAUCUUUUGCUCGGAGAGCUGUCUCGGAAGAAACCGCGCGCUCGCGGUGACGGCGAGCUACCCGAGGGCGGAACCAAGGGCAUUUUUCGAAACAUUUGCAUCUCCAAAGCCUGCUCGCUUCUUGUCUACUUAUACAAAGACAUGGUCAUCCUUUUGGCAUUCCUGUUACAAGUCAUAUCCGUGUUUCAUCGCGCGCAAGCAAAUGCGGUCAUCGGUCAGCAAGAGCAACAGCAGCACGACCGCCGCAAGUCGAGCGCAGCAUCAGCACUCCUCAGAAGAGCAGUGGAAGUUCUGCCUCAGCGACAAGUUGCCUUGGUGCCUGAUGGCCCACUGCAGGGCAUCACCUCCUUGCCUUACUCAAUUGCCUCCAGAAUAGAGCCGUUGCCCCAGCUCCCUAGGGCCCCAGCCGGCGAUCAUUCCAACCACGAAGCCGUACUGGAAGCCCUGCUGUGCCAGCAUUUCGACAUAGUCUUCCGAAUUGCAACCUGCAAAGAGAGCGGUAACCACCACAGCAAAGGUGGGCGCAAGAGUAACGUCAGCAGCAGCAAUAGCAGCAGCCACAAAGCAGCGCCGGCGACGGCGGAGGCGACCCAUGGGUCAUCGGAUUCGUCCCACCCGUACAGGUCCACAGCAGGGGGGAAGGGCCAUAGUAGGCCUCGCCGCCGUGUUGCGGUACCGCCAGCAUCUGUGAUGCAGCCGCCGCAGCCGCCGCCACAGCCGCCGCCGCCGCCGUCAGUUUCCGUCCGCGGCAGUAGCGGCCGGCGCGGGGCGGCCAGCAUGUCGCACCAUUUUGGGUCGACGGCACUUUGCCUCUGGAGCUACCGACUGGUGACGUCAGCGGCAAAUACGACACAUCAUGACGAAGGCACUGAAGGCGAUGAUCGCAGCGGUGGCGGAGGCGGCGCGGGCAGCCGGCGGCGGAUUUUAGGACAGCUGUUGGGGGUCUUGGGGCCUGAUGGCUUGGUUUCGGGGACAGGCGGCCUGGCAGCAACCCAUCAAGUAGUGCAGCGGCAGCAGCAGCAGCAGCAGCAGCGAGAGCGGGAGGAGAUGCAGCCGGAGCUCGAGGCAAAGCAAACGCAGCUUCAAGGUGCCUUAGACGGUUGGAACGGUUGGCGGCGGCGGAAGCUGCAACACCUUCUGAGGACCAACCGGUCGGAGGCAGCGGAGGCAGCGGAGAUGGAGAAAGGGAGCAAUCGCGGCAGCGGCGAUGGCAAUGCGGGAACUGUCGUGCUGACGGAGGAAGAUCUGUCGCCGUACAACUCCGUGUGGCCCAUGGAGGCGCUGGCGUAUAGGGCCCACCUGACGGCCCUGCGUCUGUGCAGCGAGCUGCUACUGCCGCCGCCGCCGCCAGUGCAGCAGCAGCAGCAUGCGCACGAUCUGGCAGUAGCGCGAGAGAUGGCUGCCGCAGAGACCGAACCUAGACUGCUACUACCGCCGCCAGCCGCCCGAGGAGGGAGCGCGGGGGCUUGUGCCGUCAUCACAGACCAUGUGGGGUGGGUGGCGGCGGCGGAUAUCGGUGCCCUGGAGAGAGCCCUGCGGCGGGAGGGCGUCAGCAGCGCCGCCGCUGUGGUGGCGGCAGCGGCGGCGACCUCAGCGUCGCCGCCGCCAAUGAAAUCGGGUCCCAGCCGCCCGCAAAGACCUAUCUUCGCAGGGCGCGAUAUGGUCGAAAUAAAUGCCACCCUAUCAGCCCUGGUCGACUCGUUUGACGGGCGCAGCGGUACAUUAACGGCAACGAGCAUCGUCAGUGCUUCCGUCGAUGUGACAGCGGCGGCGGCGGAGACGGAGACGGCGGUACCCAUGCGCCGGGAAUCCCUUCUAGGUGUCGUACCCUGGGGAAAUAAGUAUCUUAAUGCUGUUAAAAGCAGCGUUGACGGCGGCGGCGGCGGCGGCGAUGCCAUGGCGUGUACUGGCGUGUACGUCAGCCGGGAGGAGUGGCUGUCGGACCUAGCUGACGGCCUGACGGAGCUGCGCCGUCGACGUGUCCCGACGGCGGCAAAGACGGCAGGAGAUGUAGACAGCGAAGCCAAGGAUACUACAGACGCUGUCGUACUGUCAGUUCGUGACGACGAUGCUAGCGACGGCGACGGCGGCGGUAGCGGCGGCCCCGGCGGCGGUGUCUUAGGUAUCGGCUGGGAUGUUUUGGCUCUGCCGUCGGCUUGCGCGGGCUGGACGGUUUCUGGCCACGUCGACGCCAACGCCAAUGCUGACGCCGGCGCAGACGCCAGUUCCUGUGCCGACACCGUCGCCGCCGUCGAUGGUAAUCUUCAUAAUGGCGGUGGCGACGGCGGCGGCACCCAUCACAAUGACAAUCAAAACGGCAUGAGUAAUAUUGGAACCAGCAGCCGCAGCAGCAGUGUAAGCACAGGCCGAUCCGAGAUUCCCCGGCGGCGACGGCGGGGGAGGCUGGUGCCGCCCCCGCGGCCGUCAAGCGGCGUGGCGGGCUGCAUCCUAGCCUUCUCCGCGGAAGCCGCCGCGGCGCUUGGGCUCCUGGCUGCUCGUACAUAUCCGUACAAUGCAACUGAUGCUGUCGUGGAUAUCACCAGCCAUGGUGCAAACCUCGGCGUCGCCGCCCCCUCGUUGCCCAUUGUGCCUGGAGACCUCAGCGGAACUCCGGCCUCUGGUGCUUCAAAUUGUACGGCAGUGGCGUCAGCGGCGGCUUCGGGCCCCGUCACCGCUGCCUCUGCCGUUGCCGCCAGCCAGCCGGGCAACGCCAGCUGUAUUUCACCGCAGCCGCCGCCGCGGCAUUCGUACACUCUGCUGCCUGUCAUCAACACCCCUCUAUUUGCAAAGCUCAGUCUUCUGGCUCGACAAGGAGUGCUGAGCCUCGCGAUAUCCAGUCCGCCACCGCCGCGUUCGCCUGCAACACCUCAACGGCCGGAAGCUGACGGUUCGGAUACUGCUAGUGCUACUGCAGCGGCGGCGCCGCCGCCGCCGCCGCGACAGCGGCGGCGAUUCUUGCUGUACACAUGUGCUGGCGACCAGGGCAUAUGGCGAAUGUGGGCCAACCCCAAUCGCAACUAUGACCUACUGGUCGCGUACUACGGAGUUCUGGACCUUGACGACCCACGGGUCCGUGGCGGCCCCACUGGAGGCGUUGGCGUCACUGACACACGGGUCGGUACCAGAUGUACUGAUAGCACCGGCUCGAAGGUCUGCGGAGGAAUCCCUGGCGCCAGCUCCAGACUUGCUACAGACCCGUGGGUCGCUGGCGCCUCCGGCGGCCGCCCCGACUAUGUGUAUCGUGCUCAUGGUUCCAAGCAUCAAAACCUGUACAAGCUCCACUCACUCCAUCCGGGGCUGCUCGCCAGCUACGAUGCCGUGGCGGUCUGGGAUGACGAUCUGGAGGCAACGGCGGCACAUGUCAGCGGCAUGUUUGAGCGCUUUUCAGAGCUGUCGGGCCCUCCCGGCCACACGGAUGGGAUCUGGCUCGCCCAACCCAGUUUGCGGUACGGCAGCAAGGUUGAUCACGCGCUGCUGGUAAAUCAGCCCAUGCUACGGCUGUCGUACACAUCGUUCGUGGAGAACAACGCGUGUGUGUUCAGAUCAGAUAAGCUCCGGGAAGUUCUGGAAAGUCCAUUGUACAGCGGCGAGUUGAUGGGGUGGGGAGUCGAUUAUGCCUACUUGGCGGUGCUCGGCCCGCGGCUUCGGAAUCGCUUUGCCGUACUGCAUGACUUUGAGGUGUUGAAUCCGCCGUCAGAAGCGAAGGCAGAGGGACGCGAGAUACUCAAGCUCGCUAGCCAGGAAGACAGAAUACGGCAGUGGGAGUCGUACAAAGCCAAGUUCGGGAUCGAGGUGGAGCCGGAGGUGGUGUAUGAGUGCAUUCCAGCGCUACCCGACCUGCCGCCAUGGCAAUACCCCACGUAUUGCCCAGAGUACCAGCCGCAGCCGCCACUGCCUGUGCGUCCUGGCGUCAACCGUCAGGCAUCGAAGCAAGUUUCCAUAACAGUUCAAAGGUCUGGAGUAAGAAUUGGUGAUGGCCGUAGCGGUAGAUGA